Molecule: messenger RNA, 1410 nt
Organism: Staurois parvus
Lineage: Eukaryota; Metazoa; Chordata; Amphibia; Anura; Ranidae
Source: the annotation of a GenBank genome assembly
AUGAAUCUGUUGGAUCCUUUUUUGAAGAUGACAGAAGAGCAAGAAAAGUGCCUGUCUGGGGCCCCCAGCCCUAGCAUGUCUGAGGACUCAGCCGGCUCCCCCUGCCCCUCUGGCUCCGGAUCAGACACAGAGAACACCAGACCCCAAGAGAACACCUUCCCCAAGGGGGACCAGGACCUGAAGAAGGAGACAGAGGAUGAGAAGUUCCCGGUCUGCAUCAGAGAGGCUGUCAGCCAGGUGCUGAAGGGAUAUGACUGGACCCUGGUGCCCAUGCCGGUCAGGGUCAACGGAUCCAGCAAGAGCAAACCCCAUGUCAAGAGGCCCAUGAACGCCUUCAUGGUGUGGGCACAGGCGGCCCGGAGGAAGCUGGCAGACCAGUACCCCCAUCUGCACAAUGCGGAGCUCAGCAAGACCCUGGGCAAGCUGUGGAGGCUGCUGAAUGAAAACGAGAAGCGCCCUUUUGUGGAGGAAGCAGAGCGUCUGAGGAUCCAGCACAAGAAGGAUCACCCGGACUACAAGUACCAGCCCCGCCGUAGAAAGUCUGUGAAGAACGGACAAGCAGAGCAGGAGGACGGCUCCGACCAGACUCACAUUUCCCCCAACGCCAUCUUCAAGGCUCUGCAGGCCGACUCGCCGCACUCUGCCUCCAGCAUGAGCGAAGUGCACUCCCCAGGAGAACAUUCAGGACAAUCUCAAGGUCCGCCGACCCCACCGACCACCCCGAAAACAGAUGUGCAGCCCGGCAAGCCGGAUCUGAAACGCGAAGGCCGCCCGUUGCAGGAGAGCGGCCGCCAGCCGCCUCACAUCGAUUUCCGCGACGUGGACAUCGGAGAGCUCAGCAGCGAAGUCAUCUCCAACAUCGAGACCUUUGACGUCAACGAGUUCGACCAAUACCUGCCGCCCAACGGCCAUCCCGGAGUGGCCUCCACGCAGGUGACCUACACGGGCAGCUACGGCAUCAGCAGCGCCACCAGCGGUCCGGCCGGAGCCGGCCACACCUGGAUGUCCAAGCAGCCGCAGCAGCCGCCUCAACAGCCCCAACAGCAGCAGCAGCAGAGGACACACAUCAAAACUGAGCAGCUCAGCCCGAGUCACUACAGCGACCAGCAGCAACAGCAUUCCCCGCAGCAACUCAACUACACCUCCUUCAACCUCCAGCAUUACGGGUCCUCCUACCCAACCAUCACACGCUCCCAGUAUGACUACACCGAACACCAAGGAUCGAACUCCUACUACAGCCACGCCGCCGGCCAGAGCUCCAGCCUCUACUCAACGUUCAGCUACAUGAACCCCACCCAACGUCCCAUGUACACACCCAUUGCGGACACGACGGGGGUCCCUUCCAUCCCCCAGACCCACAGCCCCCAACACUGGGAGCAGCCGGUCUACACACAGCUGACCAGGCCGUAA